Messenger RNA from Aspergillus wentii DTO 134E9, 1809 nucleotides. Its product is annotated as S53 family peptidase. Gene Ontology annotation, molecular function: tripeptidyl-peptidase activity; serine-type endopeptidase activity. The coding region runs from base 1 to 1809 and encodes 602 amino acids. The record is from RefSeq and is a predicted model, not a curated record. The transcript has 3 exons. Gene Ontology annotation, biological process: proteolysis. NCBI's taxonomy places the organism in Eukaryota, Fungi, Ascomycota, Eurotiomycetes, Eurotiales, Aspergillaceae.
AUGUUGUCGUUCGUUAGCCGUGGAGCUCUUUCGCUCGCGGUCGUUUCGCUCCUCACCUCCGCUGCUGCGGGGGAGGUUUUUGAAAAGCUGCGCGCUGUUCCUGAGGGUUGGAAAUUCUCUCACCACCCCUCGGGCAAUGAGCAGAUUCGUCUCCAGAUCGCCCUUCAGCAGGGUGAUGUCGCGGGCUUCGAAAAGGCCGUCUUGGACAUGUCGACUCCCGACCACCCCGAUUAUGGAAAACACUUCCCCACCCAUGACGAGAUGAAGCGCAUGUUGCUGCCUUCCGACUCGGCCGUCAACUCUGUUCGCAAGUGGCUCGAAUCAGCCGGUGUCACUGAUAUCAACGAGGACGCGGACUGGAUCAAGUUCCGCACGACUGUCAACACCGCCAACACCCUGCUGGAUGCCGACUUCCAAUGGUAUGAAAGCGACGAGAAGGAUCUCCAGCGUCUGCGCACCCUCGCGUACUCUCUCCCUGAGUCGGUCGCUGCCCAUGUCAACAUGAUCCAGCCUACUACUCGGUUCGGGCAGAUUCACGCAAACCGCGCGACUCUUCGCAUGAAGCCCAAGCAGAUCGAUGAGGGGAGCCUUGCGGCCGCCACUGCUGCCUCUAACACCUCGCACUGCGACUCGGUCAUCACCCCGGCCUGUCUCAAGAGUCUUUACAAAAUUGGUGACUACCAGGCUGACCCCAAGAGUGGCAGCAAGGUCGGUUUCGCCAGCUACCUGGAGGAGUACGCCCGCUACCAGGACUUUGAAUUGUUCCAGAAGAACCUGGCCCCGUAUGCCAAGGGUCAGAACUUCUCUGUCGUCCAAUUCAACGGAGGUUUGAAUGACCAGAACGCGGCGGGCGACAGCGGUGAAGCCAACCUGGAUGCGCAGUACAUCCUCGGUGUUAGCUCUCCGGUGCCCAUCACAGAAUUCAGCACUGCUGGCCGUGGCCCUCUUAUCCCUGAUGUUGAUCAGCCCGACCCGUCCUCUGGCAGCAACGAGCCGUAUCUGGAAUUCUUGCAGGGUGUUCUCAAGCUGGACCAGGACGAGCUUCCUCAGGUUAUCUCCACCUCUUAUGGUGAGGAUGAGCAGACCAUCCCUGAAAAGUAUGCUCGCACUGUUUGCAACUUGUACGCCCAACUAGGCAGCCGUGGUGUCUCUGUGAUCUUCUCGUCUGGUGAUUCCGGCGUCGGAUCGGCCUGUGUUACCAAUGAUGGCAAGAACCGCACUCACUUCCCACCUCAAUUCCCUGCCUCCUGCCCAUGGGUCACCUCCGUCGGUGCGACUUACAAGACUUCCCCUGAGCGCGCCGCUUACUUCUCCUCGGGCGGCUUCUCCGACCUGUGGCCUCGUCCUGACUGGCAGCACGACGCUGUCGCCAGCUACCUCACCAGCAUCGGCGACAAGUUCGAGGGUCUAUACAACGGCUCCGGCCGUGCCUUCCCUGACGUCUCCGCACAGGGAGAGAGCUAUGCCAUCUACGACAAGGGCGCUCUCGGCGAGGUCGACGGCACCUCUGCCUCUGCACCCACCUUUGCUGGUGUCAUUGCCCUCCUGAACGAUGCCCGCCUCCGCGACAACAAGAAGACCCUGGGUUUCCUGAACCCCUGGCUGUACGGCGAAGGUAGCCAAGGUCUCAACGAUAUCACCGUGGGCGGUAGCACCGGGUGCGAUGGACGCGCCCGAUUCGGAGGCAAGCCCAACGGCAGCCCUGUUGUGCCGUUUGCUAGCUGGAAUGCGUCGCACGGCUGGGAUCCUGUGACUGGGCUGGGCACGCCUAACUUUGAGGCUUUGUUGAAGCUGGCAAAGGCUAAAUAG